Molecule: messenger RNA, 817 nt
Organism: Pararge aegeria (speckled wood butterfly)
Lineage: Eukaryota; Metazoa; Arthropoda; Insecta; Lepidoptera; Nymphalidae
Exons: 10
Coding region: 15-602 (195 amino acids)
Source: RefSeq, a predicted model, not a curated record
GGCAUCAAUUUUCUAUGUCAUAUUAUGAAUCACACGAUAAUCGAUAUCAUUCUUCUGAUUUGGGAGCUGACUAUCAUACUACUGGUAUUGAAAUCCAGGGAAACGGCGGCAGUGGACAUCAUUAUAGUGGUUUUAAAAGCAGUGGACAACAUUAUAGUGGUUUUCAAAUUGGAGGCGGUGCAGAAAGCGGACUUUGUAACCAGUAUAAUGCGAGCCAUGAACCUACUCCACCACAACGUCCGAUGGCCCCUAUUGAUCCUGGUUUGGUGGCAGUGUAUCACCUGGAAGGGUACGAGUGGGCACUUGGUUUAAUAAAUGCCAGCGACGACACACUAUUGUUGUGUAAUUCGGGGUCGCAAGCCUACCUGAAGCUUUCCAAAGAUGUUGAUCCACCUAAACGUGAUAAAGGAGACUAUGAGUGUUGGCCGGGGGCUUUAACAUAUCCGAAGAAGGAGAAAAUACUAUGCGUGUACCUGACCCGCUGCUUCGCCGCGCGCAACUUCACCGUCUCUGAAUACCAAGCUAGUUCCUGCUUCGCGGGUAGCAGGUACAUGUAUGCUGGUGUUUGUUGUCAAGAAAGCGAAAUCGACAAAAAACCUUAACUUUUGCUACGAUGCUGCCGAGUUAAUAAUAACUUGUUACUUCCAUCCCUACGUGUGUCAAAAUAGAGGAGUUCAGUUAUACAGACAUUAGUAAAGAUGUACUUACAUUUGCAGUAACUCAUUUGUUUCGUUCUUUCCGUGUUACUUUCAUACCUGGUAUCCCCUAAAUUUCCCGUGAAACAUUAUGGAAAGUUAGGUAAAAUACGGAAGCAUAA